This is a messenger RNA of Parnassius apollo (apollo), 288 nucleotides long. Lineage: Eukaryota; Metazoa; Arthropoda; Insecta; Lepidoptera; Papilionidae. The record is from the annotation of a GenBank genome assembly.
AUGAGCAGCGCAAAGUCGAUGGGGCCGGGUGUGUGUGUACUCAGUGGAGCGGGUCCGCAGAUCGGGCCUACAAUGCACGUUGUUUAUCCGCUAGGGCGCGGGGGUGGAGUGAAGGCAGGCGAGGGGCAGGGCUCCUGGCCGGGCCCAGAGUAUUCAGUCUUUCGACGUCUGCCGCCACAGUUGCACGUGACCGCGAGUGCACCAGUAUCCCAGCAAUUACUGACAUCCCGACCUUCAAUCCGUGCGAACGAGACGUCUAUAUCAAGGUGUUCUCAAAGAAGGAUGUGA